UGGUUCAUCGCACUGGUUUAAUAAAUGUUUAUACAUUUCAGGUGCUGUCAAAAGUAAUUGACAAUUUAAUUGUCUUUCGUUUUAUUUUAUUUCUUGGUUCUGGGAAUAACUUGGUUGUGUCCUAAUUAAUCUUUGUGAUGUCGGUGUCUGUCUCAGAGCAGCAGCUGAAUGAAUGGUUUGAUUCGGCUCUGUGCAUCGCAAGGAAGGCAGGUGUGGUCAUACGAGAUGCUCUGCACAAAGAGAAAAGUGUCGAGACUAAAAUAAGUCACGCUGACCUCGUCACGGAAUCGGACCGUGCCGUGGAAAAGAUGGUAAUGGAUUUCGUCAGCAGCAAGUACCCGUCACACAAGUUUAUAGGGGAGGAGUCUGCAGUGGAUGGUCAACCGUGUAAGUACACCAACGAUCCGACGUGGAUUGUGGAUCCCAUUGAUGGAACGACAAACUUCGUACAUCAAAUUCCAGAAGUUUCAUUUUCACUUGGAAUUGCUGUAAACAAACAGAUUGUGAUAGGAAUUGUGUAUGUACCAGAGCACGAGAAGAUGUACACUGCUAAACGAGGAAAAGGAGCUUUCUGUAAUGGAGAGAAAAUUUCCGUCAACAAGGAAGACAGUCUGAAAGAUGCGGUGGUAAUCUGCGAGGGAGGUAACUCUCGAGACCCAUCUGUUCUAAAAACAAAGAUGCGCAAUAUGGAAGCAAUUAUUAGUUCCUCUCACGGUAUACGUGCCUAUGGGUCAGCCGCUAUUGACAUGUGUAAGGUGGCCAGUGGCUGCUGUGAAGCAUACAGUGAGUACGGGAUCCACUGCUGGGAUAUUGCAGCAGGGCAGAUCAUCGUGGAAGAAGCGGGUGGGGUGGUUAUGGACCCUGCAGGUGGCAACCUUGAUUUGAUGAGUCGGCGAGUUUUGUGUGCAUCCACAGAAAGUUUGGCAAAACAGCUAUCGGCCAUUUUGACCCACUUGGACUUACAACGAGACUGAUGAACAUUUGAACAUUUGAACAUUGUAUUAUAACCACAUGUUGAUAAAGGAGGCCAUAUCGUAACCUAUUUAUUAAGACCACCUACACUGUAGGUCUCCAUACAGAUGGGUUCUGAUUUAUACAUUCCUUCAUAUUAUAAUACAAUUAAGACACAGUGCCAUAGAAAGUUGGGGUACUAAAUUACCCAACAUAUUACAUGAUAAUAUAUCCAUUUGAUUUAUGUCAAAAAGUAUUCAACCAGCAAUGUAGUGCUCAUAUCAUACGUUAGGACAUAAUAAAAUAAAUUAAAUAAAUUGGAUAAAAGUAGAUUUUAAUGCUGACCCAGCCUAAGGAAAAAAGCCUGCACUCAUUUGUUUAGUCGCUUACAAGUCUAACCGGAGGUGACUAUAGUUUCAUCUCCAUCCUUCUGUCUGUCUGUCUGUUUCUCUGUCUGUGUCUCUCACAUAACGUUUCCAGACUUUUUUCUUUUUUUUCGCAAUGCCUCGAAAUAUGGAGAUGAAAUUUUAUAUACAGCUUUAUUGCAUAUAGUUACAGAUCCAGUUAACCUUUCUAGAGGAUUCACACAUUUUUGACAGAAUGUGGCCCUUGAACUUGAAUAAUUAUUCAAGGCCAAUGACUGUCAAAAAUGGAAUUUAUCCAUAUUUGACAGAGUUGUGGCCCUUGAAUUUAGGAAAUAUGAACAUUUAUGGUGCCAGGUAGGGGAUAUGUAUUGGUUUUGCAGUAAUUUUAGAAUGGUUGUGUGUAUUGCAGGGAUUCUAGAUUAUGGUGGCUAGUAUGUUCAGUGUUCGACUAGUAAAAUUACUAUUGAGAAAUGCUGCAUUUAAGUCUAUUAAGCCCCAGUCGUAGUGUUUUUAAGCUCUAUCUCACUCUUUAGGUGACAUUAUUACUAUUAAUAAAGUUUCAUUAACUUAACGUAAAGUAGGGCUAGUGAAUUUUUAAUCGUGGCUAGUAAAUUUGAAAAAUUAUUGAUCCCGUGGAUAGUGGAUUUUAUAAAAAUUCUAAAAGCCCUAUUAUUGACCAUAUUUUUUUUUUCUUGAGGUGGGUGGGUGUCAUUUAAAGAUGCAUGAUGCUUGAUAUGCAAUAUUUGCAAUAUAAAAUAAAAAAGUAAAUAAUAAAAUUCAUCCCCAUCGGCUUACCCCCAUUUGAUGAAAAUAUAGCAUUUAAAUUACAAUGGCCCUAUCAGUGUUGGUAUUUUUGUAUGUACACAUGUAGUUGAAUUGUGGCUAUGUAUUUAGCCACUUAUUGAAAGAAAGGAAAAACUGUUUCCCAUUUUCUUUCAUAUCCAAAGUAAGGCAAUAACAUAAAUGUUACGUGUAGACAUUUUUAGUUUCAGGAUGGAAGAGUUAAAUUUUCAAAAUGGAAAAUUGAUAAUAUUGAUGCAAAGUUUGAUCUGCUGUAGACACAAAAUGUUUUCACUUGUAAAAGAAAUAUAGGCUAUUAAACGACCUUCCAUUUCAUAUCAUGUUUAUGUCCUGAGUGAAAUAAUUUUCAGUUGUCAUGAGCUUUAGCGAGUGACAAUGAAAAUUAUUUCACUAGUGACAUAAACAUGAUACGAAAUGGUAGUGAGUUUAAUAUUCUAUUUAUUACACAUAAUCAAUCUUAAUUUAUAUAACUCGACUCAUUUGGUUGACGUUCCUGUAAGGUUGUAGUGUGCCAGUCGAUGACAUCGAAGCAUUACAUCCCAUAUGGGUAAUAAAUUGAGGAUAAUAAACGUUGCCAGUUAUUAUGAAAUUUACGUCCCUCAUGAAAUAAUGUUCAGUUGUCACGAGCUGAAAAUUAUUUCACAAGGGACAUAAAUUUGGUAAUAACUGGUACUGAGUUUGUUAUUCUAUUUCAAUAGGUUCACUUUAGACACAAGACGAUUUACAUUCAGAUGGACAAAAGAUAAACUAGCCGACAUAGUAAGUUGGUUGUAUGGCUGAUUAGCCAUUUUGAUAAAAUAAUCGAGUUACUGGUAUUCAGAAGCGGAUGCAGGAGGGUUGAACCCCCCUUUCAGACAAGAUGGCCUUUCGAUAUUGUGAUUUUAUUUUUUUAAAGCACAACUGUAUAAUUGAGAUCCACUACUUCACACAAUUAUUCACUGUGUUCGUAGGGAAGAACAACAAAGUGCCUGAGAUAUAAAUAGUUAUUUACUGAAUUAGCAAAAAGAAGCAUUUUCUUUAUGAUAUGUGAACUGCAUGAAAACAGAAAGUAUUGGAAGUUGAUUGGUUACCACCGGUUUCAAAACAAACGAAUGUCACAGACUGCAGUCUUAUAAUGAAAUGAUUUCGUUUUUGACUCGUCUUAACAAAGGAAAUAAAAGUCGAGAUAGGCCUACAGAUUUGAAAAAUUGACAAAAAGUGGUCUUGGUGCCCUCGUAGGCAUACCUGCUCCCAUUGUUUACGGGGUGGCAGGCUGGGUUUUGCUCAAGUAAACGAAAAUGUCCGAAUCUGGACAACAACUUUUAUUCAUAUUAGCAUUACUACCAAACAGCUAUAUAGGGAUGCAAACUAAACACUACGCAUUUGUACAUGGAUUACAACUAAUUUUGCUGGUAGAAUGAUGGAAAUACAUGUUAAAAAGGUCUCAUGUUAGCACAUUUUGUCCAAAUGUUUCUAUCGUUUUUGCCCGAAUUUGAGAAUUUACUCUCUUGUAGUAGGAGGGAGGGACUUGUGUGGACGUGAAAUUUUGGUUUGGUUUUUCAUUUACUUCUAAAUUACAAUCACUGACACAUAUAUAAAAUGGACACACAUUGGGUUACAACGAGAGGCCUUAAGGGCGACAUGUGAAUAUUAUUAGUGAUCAUUUCUCUUCACCAUCUUCGUGAAUACUGAAAUCAUCAUCGACAUCGACAUUGUCAUAGUCUACUUCAUUCAAAUAUUCGCUGAUCCAGGAACGAUACUGAUUUAAUUUAGAACGAAUCUGUGGUCUCACAUAUAUGUUGGGAUUCACAGACUGUAGAAGCUUCCUCGUGUUGGGGCCUUUGUCAAAGUAAUGCAAAACAUAUUAUAUCAGAAAGCAAGUGUAGAUAGGGUUCUACCUCAUAAUCUUCUUCGUCGUCACUUUCGUAGGUGCAUGAUUUUCACGUAGAGCUCUUUCUCCGAGGGUGGUUCCCGUGUAGUAGAAACCGGCCUUGGCAAGUUCUUUUGGAUUUUGACGUAAGUGUAGAGGCCAUCGAACAUACAUCAGCAUCCGGGCAUAGAAAUGUCUCAUGUCAGGACGAUGACAAAACAAGUAAUGUCUUGAAUAGCAGGCAUCCUCAUAGUCGGGUUCUGUUUCACGAGCAGCAUCCAUUUGAUCUGCAGGUUCAUCCAUGAGUUUGCUGUCUUCGAGUUUCUCCAUACUUAAACAAGUAGCAUCCAUUUGAUCCAUGAAAUUCUCUUCUUAUUUCAUGGUCACUCUCUUACAUUUGAUCGUGUGUCUUUCGGAACAUUUGCAGACCAAGACGUCGUCUUCGUCACUACUGCUGCUGCUACUAAUACUGUUCGAAUAUACCAAUGCCAUCUUCUUUGUUCCAGAUAGAGUGCAACAAGACACAACAAAACCUGCAAUUUCCCACGGCAAUCGGCAAUGCCGUGGAGAAUGCUGUGGAGUUUUUAAUUCUCCAGGGUACUUUUUUGCUGUAAGACUAUAUUCUGGGUGUUUAUCAAUGGUAUGUUAUUUUGCCUUAAGACUAUAUUCUUUUGCCCUGGACAUCUUCGUAAUUGUAGGUGUUGCACAAACAUGUUAGAAUCAUAAAACACCCCUUAUAUACAAAUCAGUUCAGUCCUCCUGGGUUCAUUAGUCACUCCACUGAUGGCAUCCAUUUGGGUUGCAGAAGUCACGCCGCAGAAAGCCCAUCUGGUUCUGAUGAUCUUCCUGCAUGGCACAGGGUACAGCCGAGUUCAGUUCUGGCACAAAGUCAUACAUCACGUCAAAACAGUAUUUCAGUUUGCCCCAUUGUUGAAGAGAAAGAAAAAUUCCUUUCCUCGAUGGCUCCACAGAUUUAGUUUCACUACACCACCACCACUAACGUAUGUCCACUCCCGCAAUGUUCUUGUUCACUCUGACAUGGACAUUGACACCAAGAUGACGUAAUAAUUUAUCGCCUUUCCAUUGGUUUAAUACUACCACUGUUGUCAAUUCGGUUUUUACAAGGUACACAGUUCGAUCCACUGCUUUAGACUAAGGGCAAUACGUCGCUUGGUGGGGAAAGUUUCCCCCUUGUCACUGUUGAAUUUCCUUAUGUGAAUAGCAGUGUCCCCUUUCCAUAGCUUGACCACCGCAUAGAUGUUACUUUCAAGUUCUAGAUGACACCUCGUUUCAACACUUGUCCAGCAGGCCAUAUCUGCAGUAAAAUGAACGUAAAUCUGAUCUGUAGACUUCGGUGAGUGAAUGAAAAAUACUUUUUUUUAUACUCUGGGGGCCAGGUCAGUAGAAUGAGGUCAGGUCAGUAGGACGGGGCUAGGUCAGUAGGACGUUGCACACUGCACAGCAACCAGUCUAAGUAGGUAACCGCUCUCCUGUCUAGGUCAAGGGAAAAUAGGUCAAGGACACAGGGAAGUAGGUCACGGUCACAGGGUAUAGCCCCCCACUACUAUCCUUUUAAAAAUCCUACAUCCGCCCAUGGUAUUUAAAAACAAAAUUCCAUCACCCAUGUUCUGUUGUUGAGAAAAUCAUAUACACGUUUAGUGUAUGCAAACAGUGUUUUGAUUGAUAAAAUGAAAGGUCAUAUAAUAGUAAGUUUUUUCCUAGUUUUUUUUUUUUUUUUUUUUUUUUUUUUUUUUUUUACAAAUUAUGUAUAAUCUGAAAAUUGACAUUUUGACUUGCGUACCACUUUAAUAGUUGACAUUUUUUUCACUGACAUUUUGACCGUUGACAUUUUAUCAUUGACAUUUAGAUCGUUGACAUUUUGUCCUACAUCCGUUUCACUAACGACCGAUUACGAUUUCUACCACAUUUCGAAACGGCCGAGUGGGAAAAUAAAUUCCUCUCAAUUUUAUGACAGCUUUAAUACCGUCAUAAAAUUGAGAGGAAUUUACAAUAGCAUAAAAUAGUUUUUUGUAUUUUUUUUAAAUGCCCGUACCAAUUUGCUUGCGUUAAAGUCUUUCAAACGGAGUUGAGAUCAUGCAUCACUGUGGUUUUGUUUUGGGGGUGGGGAUGUUGAUCGGGUUUUGGGGGUGGGAUGGUGGGUUUAAUGUAAGUGAUAAAUAACUUUAAUAUUUAAAUAAAACAUCAAUAAAUCAACAAACAAUUAAAACAAACUUACCUUUGUGGACAUAUCCACUAACAGUCUUGUAGAAAAUAUUGCAACAUAACAGUACCGAUACAGUCUAGUUAAUUAGUCAAUCAUCGCUCGGUAUUAUUAGAUCCAUGUGCAGAUAUUUUAAAUUUUAUGCAUUAAAUAUGCUUAUAGAAUGUCAAACAGCGAUUCUGUUCUAUAGUCUUAGACGAAUAUACGUAGUAUCGCUUUGACAGCAAUAAUCAUAUUAAAACGUCAAAGUAUUGUUGACGUCACGUCAAUGGUUUGUUGCACUUUUCGUAACUUACAAAAAAUGUCGAAAUACCAAUAAAUAGAAAUAUACCCA
This is a messenger RNA of Gigantopelta aegis, 6521 nucleotides long. RefSeq names its product inositol monophosphatase 1-like. Bases 138 to 974 code for a protein of 278 amino acids. The record is from RefSeq and is a predicted model, not a curated record. The transcript is spliced from 9 exons. Gene Ontology annotation, molecular function: inositol monophosphate 1-phosphatase activity. NCBI's taxonomy places the organism in Eukaryota, Metazoa, Mollusca, Gastropoda, Neomphalida, Peltospiridae. Gene Ontology annotation, biological process: inositol metabolic process; phosphatidylinositol phosphate biosynthetic process; signal transduction.